Molecule: messenger RNA, 1482 nt
Organism: Adineta ricciae
Lineage: Eukaryota; Metazoa; Rotifera; Eurotatoria; Adinetida; Adinetidae
Source: the annotation of a GenBank genome assembly
AUGGGUGUCAGCGGUAGUAAACGUCCGAAGGCUCACCUUCCGAGUAGCCGUGUGAGUCAUUCACUUCAAGAUGAAGAAUUGAUAUGUGCUGUGUGUAAGGGCAUACUAUGGCAGCCUGUGAGAUGUGGUAAUUGUCAAAGAUCAUUUUGUGAUCAAUGUUUACAAACAAGAAUUUCCAAGAAAGAACCGUGCGGAAAUACUUCCUUGCCAUGUGUGGCGCAGAAUUGUCCGGAGACAAUCACUGAAAAGUUGUCUCAGCUGAGGAUUCCAUGUCGUUAUAAGCAAUACGGUUGUCCUAGUUGCGCUCGAUACAGUCGAUAUGAUCAAUUACUCAAGCAUGAAGAAAAUUGUGCCUAUGAAUUAAUAACAUGUUCCGUUUGUAUGGCUAAGGUGCUAAAGUUGAAUUCAGAUGAACACAAUCAAAAAUGCCCGUUGGCGAUUAUCACUUGCGACGAAUGUUGUGCCUAUUAUACAAGACAAGAUGCUUCACUUCACACUGCCGCUGUAUGCUGUCAGACUUUAGCAACCAAUAAAAUAGUGGUGAAAUAUAUUAAUGUUUGUGUCGGUAGUUUAAUAACACAAAAGACUGAUGUUAUUGUCGUAAACGCAUUGUCAUGUGGAAUGUUAGAAAGUGUUCUCGCAGCUGGUGGGAAUUCAGUGAGGGAUUCAUAUACAACUGAAUCGGAAAGCUCAUCUGCCGAAUCGGUUCUUUCUGUUGUUGCUGACGGACAACUUGCAUCCAAGAAGAUCUACUUUGUAGAAUGGCGGCCAGGCUCUAAUAGUACUGUACUUCGACGAUCUAUCCGAAAAUUAUUUUCUGAAACAAUCACGGAAGCAGUAAAUGAGGGAUAUCAAAGCAUUUCAUUUCCAGCCAUCGGUUGUGGCGGUUUUGGUUGUUCGCCUGCUUUGAUGGCUGAGAUUUUCGUGACAGAAGUUUGCCACCAGCUAGCUGCACAUCCAAUCUCCAUCCUCUUUGUUAUCGAAUCUACUGAAGAGAAUAUAUACAAGGAGUUACAAACGCAGAUUGGUGUAAUAAAGAAUGCCAGAAUGAAAAUCGUGUCAACAGAAGUUGGAAGCGGAACGAUUGAAGUCGAGAAUGGCGAGAUCGCUCAACAAAAGAUGGAUGUCAUAACUGUUAGUGCUUCGUCAUCAAUCUUAACGAAAGCCAUCAUUCAGGCAGCUGGUGAUGAGUUUUAUACAUUUGCAACGAAAAAUAGAUCUCCUAAUCCGCCAGAAAAGCCACACUGGUUUCGACGAUGGAUUGAAAAACUUCAUUAUAAACCUCAAUUGAUUAUUAAGGCUGGUCUUCGGUUAUUUCCUUAUUUAAUGGCAAUUUUAUUUAAUUUAUCUCAAUAUUUUUAUUAUGGAGACGACUUUUUAAAUUGUCUUACUCGAGAAGCAGAUUCAAGAGAUCCAGAUAAAUAUUUUACACGACUGACACAAGCAUCACAAAUCUUUCAUACUAUCUUAGCUACAUUAUAA